Molecule: messenger RNA, 1890 nt
Organism: Salvia miltiorrhiza (redroot sage)
Lineage: Eukaryota; Viridiplantae; Streptophyta; Magnoliopsida; Lamiales; Lamiaceae
Exons: 3
Coding region: 259-1704 (481 amino acids)
Biological process (GO): GPI anchor biosynthetic process
Cellular component (GO): endoplasmic reticulum
Molecular function (GO): catalytic activity
Source: RefSeq, a predicted model, not a curated record
UAGCUAACUCAUUGAAAUAGUGCCUCGUUUUUUCUUCUUCUAUGCUCCUAACAACAAUAAAAAGUCUUGUUUCACAGGUGGGAGUUGUUGUGUUUUUUUAGUCAUGACAAAAAGCAAGAUUUGACUAAUCACUCACUCCCAACAUUUGUCAACCCCAAAAUUAAGAAAUACAAAAAUCCAGUGUUUAAAGAUAUGCUCUUUUGUCUCAAAAAUAUUCAUCUCAAUUUCCAACAAAAAUAACUAAAUCUUGUGCUUCCCAUGCAAUCAAGGUGCGCCAAUCAUGUCUCCAACAUGCUGUACGUCCUCAGCCGGCGGCUCCGCCGCCUCUGCUCCACGAUCCGGUGGCUCGUGUGGCGGCGCCGCCCCCGCCCCCGUCUCAUCAUCCGCCGCCUCGGCCGGCUCAACUCCGUAGGCCACCGCAGAAAGAAGCUCGAUCCGAGCGGUCCGAACGGCGGCGGUGGCGGGCGGCGGCCUAUCCGCCUCGCGACGUUCAACGCCGCCUUGUUCUCUCUCGCCCCGGCCGUUCCCACGGCCGAGAGAUCGGUCGUUCUGGUCCAGGAAGAGGGGGAUUCGUUGAAGAUCCCAAAAGGGAUACUCAAACAAUCCCCACUCCAUCCCAUGACCAACACAAACACGAACACGAACACGAACACGAACACAAACGUGUCAGAAAAUGCCCACGAGGGCAAAUUCGUAAAACCGAGGCCAAAAGUCUCAAUAAAUCUCCCCGAGAACGAGAUCUCGAUGGCCCACGACAGAGUACUGACCAACUCUGUCGUGGGCGAUCCCCUCGAGAGCUCGUUCCGUUUCAACAACAACACCGCUUUAUCGGCCAUGAGGUCGCCCAUAUGCUUCCCCACCUGGUGGAGCGGGGCGACCUUAUGCGGGACCCGGACCGUCUACGACGUGCUCAAGGAAGUCGACGCCGACAUCCUGUCCCUGCAAGACGUGAAGGCCGACGAGGCCGACGACAUGAAGCCGCUGUCGGAGCUGGCGAGCGCGUUGGGGAUGAGCUACGUCUUCGCGGAGAGCUGGGCGCCGGAGUUCGGCAACGCGGUGCUCUCCCGGUGGCCGAUCAAGAAGUGGAGGGCGGAGAGAAUAUGCGACGAGAAAGACUUCAGGAAUGUGAUAAAGGCGACGAUAGAGGUGCCAUGGAUGGGAGAGGUGAAUGUGUACAGCACACAGCUGGAUCAUCUCGACGAGACGUGGAGGAUGAAGCAGAUCAACGCCAUCAUACAUUCCACCAAUCAUCCUCAUUUUCUUGCAGGAGGCCUCAACUCUCUUGAUGCAUCAGAUUACUCCUUGGACAGGUGGAACCACAUUCUUAAGUACUACGAGGAGUUGGGGAAGCCUACUCCAAAGGUUGAAGUGAGCAACUUCUUGAAGGGAAGAGGCUACACAGAUGCCAAACAUUUUGCAGGGGAAUGUGAGCCACUAGUCAUGAUAGCCAAAGGCCAAAAUGUGCAGGGGACUUGCAAGUAUGGCACUCGUGUGGACUACAUCUUGGGAUCGGAAGGCCUGCGCUACGCGUUCGUGCCUGGAUCCUACUCGGUCGUCUCGUCUAAAGGCACCUCGGAUCAUCACAUAGUGAAGGUUGAUAUCAUCAAAGUUGAGGGGAAGAGCACAAGUUGGAAGAAGUUGAGGAAGAGGUUUGUGAGAAUGUCUACUUCUUGCUCUUCAAAAAGUGGUAGUUGGGAUAUGUAAUGAGUUUCUUGACAUUGUUGUAGUGAAUAGUGAUCUACAUUUUGAUCCUAGUGUAUUAAUGGAUUUGAAUUCUCAUGUAUUAGUAUAUGUAUAGAUAAGAGUUUCUUGACAAAAGGCUCUGUAUUUGUAGUUUCUUGAAAAGGAAUGUAAUGAAAAUUAUAUGAUAGUUUACAUAAACAAAGAAAA